UUAAAAUACGUCGAGAAAGAUGAGAGUUUACUUGGUAUCUUUAACCAAAGUCUUUGCUUUGUUUUUGUGGUAUGCCUUAGUCGCACGGACCAAAGCCAAAGGAUGCAAGAUCGUGAAUUUUCUUCCCGUUAAAGCUGACAGCUAUCUUGCCAACCACGUGAUCGAGACCUUCGCCUGUAAAACAAAGUCCACGUGUCAAGUGAAGUGCUACGUCAGCGAUUCCUGUAUGUCGUACAACUAUCACGAGCAAAAUGCCGUUUGCGACAUCAAUGAUUCUGAUCAAAUUAAACACCCUAAUGACCUUAUAAGGAAGACUGGUAAUAUUCAUGUUAGCACAAAGAACGCAUGUCAGAGCAAGCCGUGUCCUGACAACGGUACUUGUCAAGCAAUCUUCAUCGGAGAARGAUCAGGAUUCAACUGCUUGUGCCCAAGUGGCUUUACUGGACCAAGUUGUAACGAAGAAGUGAUACUAGUAGCAACAGCGUGCGAGGGUGGUGUCUUGAGCAUGUCGUGCCCAAAUGGGAACCUUCUUCGUAUUAAAUGGGCCCUUUAUGGUCGCUCUUCCAAAGACGUCUGCCUUCAUCGUCUUAUGAAAGUGCCCUGUGGAGACGAAGCCAGUUCGCUAAUCAAGGUGAAAGAGCUGUGUGAAGGGAAGCAGUCCUGUUCUUUUACUGUUGGUUUUGGCACCUUUGGCAUUGACCCAUGCCCGGGCUUCUACAAGUACACUGAAGUAAAAUAUGCAUGCCAAUCAUUGUAAACUAUCAUAAGAACUUUCUUAGGGAUGAGGUUACAGCAAUGCUUGUGGGUGCAUUUUACUGGUUUAUCUACACAGUUAUUGGGCGAUAUUUUUGAUUGAUAAUAUAGUCUAUAAAAUCUUUUUUUUUUAAUCUGAACAAAUCCUAUCUAGUCAAUCAGACUUAGACUCUCCCGCUGACUGAAGAAAUGAUUUUUGGAUUCCUGAACCAAGCUUUUCUAUGGUUAAAAAUACACUUUUCCACAUAUAGAUUGUUUCGUUUACGAAAAUACUUUGGAACAAAGGAACACAAUAGAAUAAUAGGAUUCUUUUAUCUCGACCUUAAGCACGCUUUUUGAAUAAAUAAGUAUAAGUAUAUAUGUAGGGAAACGCCUUAAUGUAAAUUCAUUCAGUCAAGUAACACCGGCUACCGGGUAAGUUAUACCGUUGCUAGAUUUGUCGCUUUUUUCUUUAUACAGUAACGUUUUGUAUCACAAUUAUAUCUAGAUUUCGAACAAGUAAAAGUAAAAGAAGAUAUUGUUAGAUGAUUAAAUGAUUAAAGCUCU
Actinia tenebrosa (Australian red waratah sea anemone) is the source of this 1299-nucleotide messenger RNA. RefSeq lists its product as uncharacterized. Gene Ontology annotation, molecular function: carbohydrate binding. Lineage: Eukaryota; Metazoa; Cnidaria; Anthozoa; Actiniaria; Actiniidae. The record is from RefSeq and is a predicted model, not a curated record.